AUGGCGGAACAAAAAAGCAAGGAUGUUUGGGGGCAACCUCAGUUCAUGUCCUACCUACGCAGCACAUACUUUUUUCAGCUUUCCCCAGCAGAGGUGCUGGCGCAAUACCAGGUGAGGGAUGCUAUUCUAACGGCAGAGGGCACAGUCAUUUGCGCGAGCUGGCGGGCAUCACAUGCCCGAUCGCAGCCUGGCGCAGCUGGGUCGCAACCCGUCGAAGCAAAUCACAAGCAUGACCUUCGCGCUGCGCUGGUCCGCGUGCUUGCAGGGCGGGACCCGCGGGCAUUUUUCCCACCCUUUCGUGAAGCCUUGAUGGCGCGUGGUCACCUGUCGCGAAAUGGCAGAUCAACAGCUCUGCAGUUGCGCUUUGGCAUCAACGCGAGUGCAUACAGCGUGUACAGUUACGGGAGGGCUUUGUCUAUGUCAUGCGUCGCAGCCUCCUGCAGUGGCGUCCUGGCCGCUCACGGUGGAGCCUACAUCCCUGUACCUGCAGACGACCUCAGGGUCUCCUGCAUAGAAGCCCACGAGUGUGCGAAAAUGGCAAGCAUGCGCAGCGGGACGGACUUGCUCCGGUUGUGGCGACAGGCGCGGAUCAUCACAGGUCGCGCCUAUGCACUGGAUUUUGUGUGGAAGCGGUGCCGUUAUCAUCGGGUCGCAGUGUUGGCCGGUGAGCUGGCCACCGAUCGCUGGAGCAUGCUGCAGAGCCUCUGCCCGAGUCUGCCAUUUGCGCUGUCUUUGCUCACUACCGGGGACACAUCUCUCGAUGUCAUCGGCCAGCGUGCAGUUGGACGUCCACCGAGUCUCGACUUCUCUCAACGCGGCCGAAGCGCAGGGCAGCUCAUGGUAGAAGCGGCCGAGCGUCAGGCCUGCCUGCGUGCGCGCGCGACAGCCGAGCAGCAGGGCGCGGAGUUUGCCCCUACCGUCAACGAGGCGCCCGCCUCCGCAGCUCGUGCCAAUGCUGCUGCAACACGCUUCCAGCCCGUGCGCGGGCCAGCUUGCAGCUCCAGUCAGAAUAGCAGUCGGGGACCCACCGAGUUCCGCGCCAACUUUGACCUAGUGCAGGCAGGCAAGCAGUGUAGAGCAAGUGAAAGUGUUUCUGCAGCAAAUCCAUAG
Messenger RNA from Symbiodinium natans, 1110 nucleotides. Lineage: Eukaryota; Dinophyceae; Suessiales; Symbiodiniaceae. The record is from the annotation of a GenBank genome assembly.